UGUAUGAACGUAACCAAGAUUUGCAUACUUAUUUGUGACCAUACUUCGACCACACAUCGACGAUACUUGUCCAUUAUACUCAUCUAUACUUGUUUUUGCUUUCUAUUCGUCUCGUCGAAACUCAAGAUUUUGUAGAAAGGUUAGGUUAGGUUAUGUGUUUGGAACAUUUUACACCGUGAUAAUACUUGUAAUUCGCAUCGAUAUGUCCGAAAUGAGGUGCGAGCAAUAUUCUUUCACAAAAAUUAGGAAAGAAUCUUCCUCACAGUUUACAGAUAACUUCUACGUAAUUCAAUUCGAUGAUGGGCUAGCACUAGUCCCUAAUAACUGGUUACGGAUAUUCGACGACCAAAAGCAACAGGUUUGCUUCUAUCCGAAUUACGAUGUGAAAAAGAGGCUGAAUAAGGCUAUACAGAAUAAGGAAAUUCCGGAUUUAAGAAAUGUAAAAGCUGGCUGGGAGAUGUAUGAUGUUGUACGCAUUUUUGCUUCAGCAGAUACUUUUGAACGAGGCCAAGAGAAGUUAAAGAUGGCUGAAAAUUUGUCAGACAUAAAUACUGAGGAUGAAGAAAAUAUAAGACAAACACGGCAUGAUAGAGCUGCUGUACAAAAUUGUACGUCUGACGAGGAAUCUUCCGGUACAGAAACGGAUUCUGGCCUACUGUCUCCUUCACCAGAUCUGAACGAAUUUUCUGGAUCACAACAUCAUUCAGAAAUGCCUGCACAGAUUUUGGCAACUUAUGAGCAUCCAAUCAUUUCAUCCGAAAAAAUCAAAAUAGUUCAAAAGCAGAAAAAAAACAAAAAAUGAUUCAGAAAGAAACGGAAGUGACUGCUAAAGAGUUGAAAGAUAAAAAUCAAGCAAGUUUUGUCAAUGAAGAUAAUGUUUAUUUCAUCGAGAAAUAUAACAAAGAGUUAACAACACAUCCAAAGAAAAAUAAUGAAGAUCAAUCUCAGAUAGAUUAAAUAUAUUGGUAUUGAUUUUUUUAAGGCUCCUGGAUAUUCAUCACAGCCAUGUUGAAUUGUGACGUCAGAAGCAAGAAUAACACGCUGAUAAUUUUUGGGUGCCAUUUUUAAAUAAAACAUUUACAUUAAAAAAAACACUCCAGAUCGCUUCAACAUACUUCUAAAAAUAUACUAAAACUAGCAUUUUCUAUUAGCAGUCAAAUAACUAUGAUAUAAGACUUGGUCAUGCGGAAUGAUUACGCAUGUAACAAGACUAGUUUCAUAUCACAGGCAUUUUACAACUGUUAAUACGAUUGUUAAUAGAAAAUAUUAGUUUUACGACCUUUUUAGAGGUAUGCUAAAGUGAUCUGUUUUUAACCCAAUUUUUUUAUUUGAAAAUUGUACGCAAGAAUUCUCGCGUGUCAUUUCUCGCUUCUGACGUUACUAUUCAACAUGGCUGUGAGUAUCCAGCCUCAAUAUAAUAUUUUAAAAUAUAACUCAUAAUACUUUAAUUUUUAGUGUUGAAGCAAAUUUUAAAAAAAGUUAACCGCAUUUUAGUGGAAAUGACAUGUAUCGACACGAGGCUUAGUAGAUUAGAAAAUAAAGUAGGCUACGUUACAAAUAGAGAAAAUAAUGUAAAUGCUGUCGAAGAAGCUUUUGUUUUCGACACCAUUUCUUCGAUGGAUGAGUUGCAACUGUUUGAACAAAAUUUAAAAAAUGAAGAAUUUUUCAUCAAAAUGAAAAACCAUUUGAAAAUGAAAGGCGGAACAAACCUACAAGAUAUGAUAAAGAAUAUUUUUAAAACAUUAAUAAAGGACGAAAUAUUAAUGUUAUAUAGCUGGAAAGGAGCUCGAGGAAAAAAUGUAUUCCGCAAUUUUAAAAUCGUCAAUUUAAUU
Messenger RNA from Monomorium pharaonis (pharaoh ant), 1832 nucleotides. RefSeq lists its product as uncharacterized. The coding region runs from base 203 to 802 and encodes 199 amino acids. NCBI's taxonomy places the organism in Eukaryota, Metazoa, Arthropoda, Insecta, Hymenoptera, Formicidae. The record is from RefSeq and is a predicted model, not a curated record. The transcript is spliced from 5 exons.